Molecule: messenger RNA, 1286 nt
Organism: Impatiens glandulifera
Lineage: Eukaryota; Viridiplantae; Streptophyta; Magnoliopsida; Ericales; Balsaminaceae
Product: ABC transporter I family member 6, chloroplastic-like
Exons: 6
Coding region: 83-1054 (323 amino acids)
Molecular function (GO): ATP binding; ATP hydrolysis activity
Source: RefSeq, a predicted model, not a curated record
AUAGAACAACUUUCUCGCUCAUAGUUUUCCCUCAUCCGACUGGUCUUCGAAUCACUUCGAGGAAAUACCAGAAAUUUAGAAAAUGGCGUUUCUCCAUUCGUGCUACCAUCUAUCGCCUCCAUCUCCAUCUUCUCGCUUAUACACUUUCAGAAAAUCAACUUUCAAUUCCCUCCUUCCUGCAUCUCCAAGCCUCCGCCGCCUCCCAGUGAGCCGUCGUCUAUCAUCCACCUUAACCUCCAGCCUUGCAGUUGAACAUCCAGCCACUUCAGGUACUGUAAGAAGCGAUGAUUCUCCGAAGCUUUUGCUUGAGGUCAAAGACCUAUCUGCUGUAAUUGUGGAAUCAAGGCAGCCGAUUCUCAAGGGCGUAAAUCUCGUUAUCUAUGAAGGGGAGGUGCAUGCAAUAAUGGGAAAAAAUGGUUCGGGAAAGAGCACUUUUGCUAAGGUCCUUGUUGGCCAUCCUGAUUAUGAAGUUACAGGAGGAAGUGCUAUCUUUAAAGGUGAGAAUUUGCUUGAGAUGAAUCCAGAGGAAAGGUCCUUAACUGGACUUUUUAUGAGUUUCCAAUCGCCAGUCGAAAUCCCUGGUGUCAGCAACAUUGAUUUCCUAAAUAUGGCAUACAAUGCUCGGAGAAGAAAACUUGGUCUUCCAGAACUUGGACCAAUUGAGUUCUAUGGGUACAUAUCUCCCAAGCUUGAGAUGGUGAAUAUGAAAAUUGACUUCUUAAACAGAAAUGUAAAUGAAGGUUUUAGUGGUGGUGAGAGGAAGCGCAAUGAAAUUUUCCAACUUGCGGUUUUGGGUGCAGAGUUAGCUCUGUUGGAUGAAAUUGAUUCUGGUUUAGAUGUUGAUGCUCUUCAAGAUGUUGCUAAAGCAGUGAAUGUGCUACUGACAUCAAAGAAUUCGGUUUUGAUGAUUACCCAUUAUCAUCGGCUAUUAGAAUUCAUUAAACCCAAUUAUGUUCAUAUUAUGGAGGAUGGUAAAAUAAUAGAAAAAGGAAAUGCGUCGAUAGCAAAACGCAUUGAGAAAGAUGGAUACAAAACAACUUCAUCAUCUGCUUAAUCGAGUUCGAGAUUUCUAUUACAAUGAUAGAAUUAAACUUAGUUGAGUGAACCCUAUUUCAGUCAAGAAAUAAAAGUUUCAGUCAUCCAAAACAAGCAGUUACUUCCUCAGCAUAAACCCUUUUGUCAUUGUCAUCUUUUUUUGUUAUGUGUAUGAAGAAAUUGUAUGUGGGGUGAAAUGCUCUGUCAAAAUAGUAAAUUUUUAGUAAUUUAUUUUUUUAUCUUUACCAGUA